UAUAUAUAAUAGCUAGCUGUCAAGUUGUGAGUAAACAAAGAAGCGUGCAUAGUUAGUGAUGGCAGGAAACUUUGUAAUAGUUAAAGGUUUGAUUGAUCGAGUUGUGACGUUCUUGACUUUAUCAGAAGCGAUUGCUGAGCUAAAGAAAGCAGUAUACGAAGAGGCCAAUGAGUAUUUGAAUGAAAAAUUUGAUGGUUGGCGAAACAUUGUCAGAGAAGGAGUGAGAUAUGGAAUUGACAAAGCACAGGAGCUCUUGCAAGAUGCCAAGGAGUCGAUUGUGGGUGUUAUCAAAGAAAAUGAAAACUCUUCAAGGCCCUCACUCAAGGAGCUGUUAAAGGUGGUGCCCGGCUAGCAGCAGAAUAUGCCGCAAAAGAGGUAACAAGGGAAGGAGCAAAAAUGAUUCUAAAUGCAGGAGGUAAAAGUGUUGCUAAGGCAGCUGCUUCAAGAGGAGCUAAAAGGGCAACAAAGCAUGUAGUUACUCAAGGCACUAAGCGAUUAGUUACACAAGGUUCUAAGAAGGUAGUUGCUCAAGGAGGAAAGCGCUUGGCAUCACAAGGAACAAAGCAAGUCGUAACACAAGGUGUCAAACAAGGAAUAAAAUCAGCUGCAACUGCAGCUACUGGAGUUGGACUAGUAGCAGAUUUGGCCCAAGCAGGACUGGAGUAUUAUGGAUAUGAGAAAGAAGGAAAGGCUGUAGGAGCAACUGGAAAUCUUGCAUCUGGUGCUCUAUUUGGUGCUGCAAUAGCUGGACCUCCAGGAGCAGCCAUUGGUGCAUUGGGAGGGUUUAUGAUCUGGGGAACUGGAGAAUUUGUUGGAAAGUUCAUAGAAAAGUCCUUUUAACAGUUUGCUGACUUGUGAAAUUAUAAUGAUCACAUUAAUUCAUAUUCUGUUUCGCUUAAACAUUGUAUUGUAGUGCUCAUGUAUAAAACUUUAUGUUCAUUGUAAUUUAUAACUUUAUUAAGUAUUUUACUUGUUU
Messenger RNA from Amphimedon queenslandica, 976 nucleotides. RefSeq lists its product as uncharacterized. The transcript has 2 exons. The record is from RefSeq and is a predicted model, not a curated record. Bases 397 to 840 code for a protein of 147 amino acids. Lineage: Eukaryota; Metazoa; Porifera; Demospongiae; Haplosclerida; Niphatidae.